CUCAUUUUAUAUUUGUAGGCAUCAGUGAUUUUUCACAAGAAAUAUACACAGACAAAUCAAACUGACACUUGCAUUUAUGAAGUGCCACUUAAAAGAUUUGUGACCACCACAACUGCUGAAGUCAAUUGUCCAGCCAAUCACAAGAUGAUCAGUUAACGAGCUGCAGCUGCUGCUCAGAUGAAGCAAAGUGUUUCUCUCCAGACAGCACAGGGAACUCUCUGAAAUCUGCAACUCACGGACCAAGGUUUCCUGCCGGGAAGGUUUUAUGAUGCAUCUUUCCUUACUUCUGCUGUUUCUGAGUUUGGGGGCAAUGGUAAAAUGUGCUGCUGGAAGUGAAUGGUGCUAUAACGGCUGUGAGCACACCCCGAAUAAGUGGGCAGACAUCCCCGGUGCUUCCUGUGGAGAAAAAAGGCAGUCUCCUAUUAAUAUCGUCACUGCCGAUGUUAACACUGACCAUCACCUGCUUAACUUCACCUUUGUCAACUUCUCCUCUCAACACGUCAUCAAGUCCAUCAUAAACAACGGUCAUACAGUGAAAUGCAUAUUGGAGGCAAAUGAAGUUGAAGUGAGUGGAGGUGGACUUAAUGGAACUUAUUCUACACUUCAGUUUCACUUUCACUGGGGCAAUACAGAAUAUCAUCCAGGUUCAGAGCACAUGAUUGAUGGGCACAGAUAUCCCAUGGAGAUGCACAUAGUCAGUCUGAAGAAAGGCCUCUCCGCGCAGGACGCCAAGGAGGAUUCAGAGGGAAUUGCAGCUCUUGGGUUUUUCAUAAAUGCAACAGACGAUGGAGAUAUGUCGGGACCAUGGGGCGAUCUCACAUCUUACCUGACAAACAUCACAGGCACAGAGGUUGAUAUGAACCAUAACAUUUCUAUCGAUGACCUGAUUGGAAAUGUAGACCUCACGAAGUUCUAUCGGUACAUGGGCUCCCUGACCACCCCCAACUGCAGUGAAGCCGUUGUGUGGACACUCUUUCAAGAGCCAAUAAACAUCAACAAAAAACUGGUUCAGCGGUUUCCCAUGAAGACAAGACUCGCCAAUGUGUAUCGGCCUAAACAACCUCUUAAUGGACGUCACGUCUUCGCUUCCCCUGCAACUCCUUUAUCACCCAGUCAUUCGUGGUGCUAUGAGGAGGAAGCCUGUGAGUACAAGCCGGCUCAUUGGCACAAUCUGCCUCACUCGCAAUGUGGCGGCGAGCGCCAGUCACCCGUCAACAUCGAGACACGUGACACUGUGUCGGACGAGCAUCUCGACGCCUUCAAUUUUACAAAGUUUGACGACAAACAUGCCAUCAUGUACAUGACUAACACAGGCCACUCAGUGAAGUGUGUGUUGAAAGAGGACAUGGUGGAGGUCUCAGGCGGCGGUUUGGGAUACGUCUACUCCACCCUUCAGUUCCACUUCCAUUGGGGCUCAUAUAAGUCUGAUGGCUCAGAGCACAAAGUGGAUUCAAAGAGAUACCCAAUGGAGAUGCACAUAGUGAACAAGAGGAAGGAUUUAACUCUGGAAGAGGCACUAGAGACUCCUAAUGGUUUGGCAGUGCUGGGAUUCCUUAUUGAGGCGAAGAGUGCCCAGAGCAGCAGUUCAGGACAUCGUGAGACACAUCCCACAUCUGAUAUGGAGGCCUGGAAAAAACUGACCAGCUAUAUUUUAGCUAUUCAUAACAUCAGCUCAGAAGUUAACGUCACAGAUGCGAUCUCCAUUGAUGACUUGCUUGGCGAUGUCAACCGUGCUCAAUACUACCGCUACAACGGCUCCUUAACCACCCCUUCAUGUCAUGAAGCGGUGGUAUGGACAGUCUUUAAAGAGUCUGUCAAGGUGGACCAAAACCUGAUGACGAUGUUCCCGACUCAUGCAGGAUAUCACAACGUCUAUCGGCCUACGCAGUCUCUUCAUGACAGGACAAUCUACUCCACCAAAUCAGCAUCCAGUGCCCCUGUUGCCAUCAUACUGCUGCUACUGCUGGCAUGUCUCUGUGCCUUUUCAUACAACUUGUGAGACGAUUAGCUAAUCGGAACUGCUGUGAAGAAGUAUAUUGCGCUAAUUAUCGGUCUUGCUUGGAAAGUGCUGUUUCAUUGGUGAUUUUCAUUGAUGUAGUAUGCAAUUAUAUAAUCUCACAAGAUCAAGAUCACAUCUUUUGAUUUGUAUCAAAGUGGUUACUACUUGAUUUAAUUUUAAUCGUAUCCCGAUUUGCUUUGCUCUAUCAAAACAUGCAGGAGAAUUUAAACCUUCAAUCAACUAUAUCUCAUGGUAAUUCAAGACUAUUGUCUAUUAUGCUAAAUCAAUAAUUAUAGUUGUUGACCACUGCACAGAAGAUGCAACAUGAAAAAUAAUGUGUUAUUCCAGUGAGUGUUCUUGUGCUUUUAUGAGUGGGGAAAUAAAUAAUCGUAUUGAUACUGUUU
Molecule: messenger RNA, 2403 nt
Organism: Anarrhichthys ocellatus (wolf-eel)
Lineage: Eukaryota; Metazoa; Chordata; Actinopteri; Perciformes; Anarhichadidae
Product: carbonic anhydrase 4-like
Exons: 17
Coding region: 266-1999 (577 amino acids)
Cellular component (GO): plasma membrane
Molecular function (GO): carbonate dehydratase activity; zinc ion binding
Source: RefSeq, a predicted model, not a curated record